UCAUAUCCGGCUCAAGAACCAUGAUCGAGAAGUUGAAGUUUUCUUAGAGAGGUCACUAAAAAGGUUAUUCCAUUCCCUUAAUUUCCAGGUAAUUCCAGUUCCUUAAUUUCCAGAUAUUUCCAGUUCCUUACGUCCAGAUUAAGAUGAAAGUGCCAUCUCUUCAAGUGACAUUCUGUUUUCUGGCAAUGUGUUUAGUCGAAGAGGCACGUUGCAAGGCAAUAACCAAGCGACCAAACAACAAAGUUCCACUCGAGAAAACUCAGUCACGUGAGGUUGACGUCAUACAGUCAAAACCAAAAAUUUAUCUACGCCAAAAAUGGAUAAGAAAGAGCCUAGUGGACACGAAAUGGACGUCGAUGACAGAAGGGAUAUGUUGAUUCACGACCCGAAGGAGUUACAAGAGACCCGUGAACCUUGUGGAAAAGGUGGCGUGGCCUGUCGACGUCGCAAGAAACGCCAGAUUGGAUCGAGUCAACUUCAAAAUGGAAAGUUUUCAAAGCUGCUAGAUAGCCAGCGAAGAUCAAGGCAUGGAAUAAACCGAGUGUAUGAUCUUCGAUCAGUGGACAAUGUCAGCAUGGAAACGUCGACGCCCUCCCGUUCCGUGUUCGAAGAUGACGACGACGAUGAGGAUGAUAAUGAAGAUGGACACUUGCUCAUACUAAGACAGCGACGUGAAUCUGAUGUUACAUCUGAUGAUUCUGAUAAAAUUUCUAUGUCAGGUGGUAUCGACGAUGAGAAACUGUCAUAUUCUGAACGCCCGGAAUUAUACAUGCAUAGGGGAGGCGGUAUUGGUUUUCGAAAUAAAAGAGCCGUUUUGUCUGAUUCAUCAUUUACUGACGACCUUGAAACUGACAGCGAUGAAGACGACGAUGAUGAGUUUUCAAUAUCCUCUGAUGAUACAGGUUUAUCACUUUUGAAAAACAGAGUAAAGAGAGAAACAGAUACUUCUAGUUUUGAUACAUUUGAGGAAGAAAAUGAUGAAAUAUUCGACGAUGUUGUUGAUAACGAUGACAGCGACAAUGUUAGAAGCAGCAUCGUGCAUAAGGCGGAUGGUAAACGUCAACAGAGGAGUGUGCCAGGCGAUAGUGCUGUACUAGAAUCUGUCAAUCAGGACAAAACAGAAGGUGGGAAAAGAAUUACAAACACUUCACAAUCAGUAAAGAAAGAACAACCUUUAAUUGACAACAGUUACAACACUGACGCUCAUACCACACAGAUGAUCUCGCAGAGUGUUCCAGACAUACAGGGCAGACACUCUGGCGACAGUAGUUCGAGUAAUGCAAAAAACAGCGGACCGGAAACAGAGAGCGAUGCUGAGUUGUCUGACAUUCCGUUUGAUGCUCAGACUGGAGUGGUUUUGGACAGAGUGCCACGUGACAGUCCGGAUAUGAUAGCUUACGAAGAAGAAGCUGACCCUAACUCUGGCUACAUGGAGUGGGAGGCUUGGGAUCCUUGUAGUGUGACGUGUGGAGUAGGACGAUCCACGAGGAGGCGAGUCUGUAUAAACCCUGCCCAUUGCAAGGGCGGAGAUGUCGAAAUCGAAGCAUGCGUACUCAAUGAAAAGUCUGAAUGCUCAUGAUUGAAUGAAAUACCCAUUGACGAUUUUUCUAAAAGAAUGUUAUCAGCGUCUAUGGAUACGGAUCCGAGAUAAAUUUCAAUUAUAGGAAUUAUCUGCAGUAAACUAUCAAAGUGUGUGUUCAAAAAGAUUUUACUGACUUUUAUUUAAAGAUAUAAUAUUCUGUGAAAAAGCUAUAUACAAAAUGUAUUGUGUUCUUUUGAAAUAAAGCAUUUUACAACUGAUCUUUAAAA
Molecule: messenger RNA, 1809 nt
Organism: Pecten maximus
Lineage: Eukaryota; Metazoa; Mollusca; Bivalvia; Pectinida; Pectinidae
Product: histone-lysine N-methyltransferase set1-like
Exons: 8
Coding region: 317-1579 (420 amino acids)
Source: RefSeq, a predicted model, not a curated record